Molecule: messenger RNA, 8177 nt
Organism: Sebastes umbrosus (honeycomb rockfish)
Lineage: Eukaryota; Metazoa; Chordata; Actinopteri; Perciformes; Sebastidae
Gene: diaph2
Product: diaphanous-related formin 2
Exons: 32
Coding region: 425-3967 (1180 amino acids)
Biological process (GO): actin cytoskeleton organization; actin filament polymerization
Cellular component (GO): actin filament; cytoplasm
Molecular function (GO): small GTPase binding; actin binding; microtubule binding
Source: RefSeq, a predicted model, not a curated record
CCAAUAGCGAGCGGAAUCCCCUCUCCUGACGUAUCUCACCGACCAAUCAGAACCCCCCUAGUGGGCGGGAUCCACUGUGGGGCCUGGCUAAUCAAGCUAGGUUGCAACGAAAGCCUUUUACUGAACUGGUGUGUGAACUGAUCUGCUGCCUGGCUGAGGACACAUCAGGACGGAUACCAUAUCCUACCACACCUCUUCUACUCCCAAGCAGCCUCCUCGACUUGUUGGAUACUAAACUCGGGGAAACUAUUUGGAAGUGAAUUUAUUCUUUACCUUUUAAUGGAUUUUGAAAAGACCUAACCUUGGAUGGUUUGCUGUACUUGUUAAAAGCUUGCUGCUGCUGCUGGAGGAGUUUGACAACUUUUUCUGGAGGUCGCAUUAAGUCUUUCUGGAGGGGAACUAACUUAAAACAAAAAAAGGCAAAAUGGAUCAAGCAAGCGGUGGGGAGGACCCGAAUAAACCCUCUAAAAAGAAGUCCAACGAGGACGAGGGUAAAAACAAAAAGCUGAACAUACACAUAAAAACAUUGGCUGAUGAUAUGCGGGAUCGUAUUACCAGUUUCAGGAAAACAGGGAUGAAGAAGGAGAAGGAGAAGCCCCUUAUACAGCACCCAACAGAUCCCCUCUCUUUUCAGCUGGAACUACCUGUUCCUCAGCCCCUCUUCGACGACCGCUCCAUGAACCUCUCGGAAAAGGAGAUCAUUGACCUCUUUGAGAAGAUGAUGGAGGACAUGAACCUGAAUGAGGAACGCAAAGCCCCUCUGCGUGGAAAGGACUUAAGCACUAAACGCGAGAUGGUGGUCCAGUACAUCUCAGCCACUGCCAAAUCUAUAACUGGGAGCAAAGUUCCGGGCGGACUAAGGAACAGCAAGCAUGAGUGCACACUUUCAUCCCAAGAAUAUGUUCACGAGCUGCGGUCUGGCAUCGCAGAAGAAAAGCUGCUCAACUGCCUGGAGUCCCUCAGAGUGUCUCUCACUAGUAACCCUGUCAGUUGGGUGAAUAACUUCGGUCAUGAGGGUCUGGGCCUUCUUCUGGAGGCUUUGGAGAAGCUAUUGGACAAGAAACAGCAAGAGAAUAUUGAUAAACGGAACCAGCAUAAACUUAUCCAAUGCUUGAAGGCUUUCAUGAACAAUAAGUAUGGGCUGCAAAGGAUCUUGGGAGAUGAGCGGAGCCUGUUGCUGCUGGCGCGAGCGAUUGACCCCAAACAGACCAGCAUGAUGACCGAGACUGUCAAAAUUCUAUCAGCUUUCUGUAUUAUUGGAGAGGAGAACAUCCUGGAUAAGAUUCUAGCUGCCAUGACAAUUGCUGCAGAGAGGAACAAUAAAGAGAGAUUUGCCCCAAUUGUGGAAGGACUGGAGAACCACGAAGCCCAGCAGCUGCAGGUUGCUUGCAUGCAGUUGAUCAAUGCGCUGGUCACCUCCCCCGAUGACCUGGACUUCCGGAUACAUCUACGCAACGAGUUCUUAAGAUGUGGCCUCAAGAAGAUCCUACCUGAGCUAAAAGAGACGGAGGAGCUAGACAUCCAGCUGAAGGUGUUCAAUGAGAACAAGGAGGAGGACUCUAUCGAACUCUCCCAUCGCCUGGAUGACAUCCGCGCUGAGAUGGAUGAUAUGAAUGAAGUGUACCAUCUCCUGUCCAACAUGGUGAAAGACACCGGCUCAGAGGCCUACUUCCUGUCAAUCCUUCAGCACCUUCUGCUCAUCAGGAACGACUAUUACAUCAGGCCUCAGUAUUACAAGGUGAUAGAAGAAUGCGUGUCUCAAGUGGUCCUGCAUCGCAACGGGAUGGACCCGGACUUUGGCUACAGUAAAAGAUUGGACGUGGACUUCACCCAUCUGAUUGAUCAGUGUGUGGAUAAAGCCAAAGUUGAAGAGAGUGAGCAGAAGGCUGCCGAGUACUCCAAAAAGUUUGAUGAGGAGUUCGGCGCACGGCAGGAGGCCCAGGCCGAGUCUCAAAAGAAGGAGGAGAGAAUCAAAGAGCUGGAGGGGAAGAUCCAGGCUCUGGAGUCCCAGUUAACUAUUGAAAAAGACAACCUCAAAGAGGCUCAGAGACUCAUCAGGGAAUCUGAAGCCAAGAUUGCAGCCGGUCCAACUGCGCCUGGAGUACCACCUCCACCACCCCUACCAGGGGGUGCAACAGCGCCUCCUCCUCCUCCACCACCUCCUCCACCACCUCCACCUGGUGGCAUUCUUCCUCCACCUCCUCCUCUCCCUGGUCACGCCGGCAUUCCACCACCACCUCCACCGCCUCCUCCCCCCGGCGGAGGACCUCCGCCUCCUCCGCCACCCCCUGGGUGUGGGCCCCCUCCUCCUCCGCCUUUCUUCGGGGGCCCAGGUGGGCCUCCACCACCUCCGCCUGUCAUCAAGCUGCCUUAUGGACUGGAGCCCAAGAAGACGUACAAGCCUGACACCGUGAUGAAGAGGGUGAACUGGACAAAGAUAGUGCCUCAGGAAAUGGCAGAGAAUUGCUUCUGGAUCAAAGUCAAAGAAGAGAAGUUUGAGAAUCCUGACCUAUUUGCUCAGCUCUCCCUCUGCUUCUCCUCGCAGAGCAAAGUGAAAAAAGACAUGAAAGAUGAGCCUGAUGACAGAAUGCAACAAUUCAAGAAAAAGGCGAAAGAGCUUCGCAUCCUGGACUCCAAAACAGCACAGAAUCUUUCAAUUUUCUUGGGCUCGUUCCGCCUGCCUUAUGAAGAGAUCCGGGACAUUGUGCUGGAGGUAGACGAGGAAAGACUGAGCGAAUCACUCAUCCAGAACCUGAUAAAGAACCUGCCGGAGCAGAAAGAGCUGAAUUCGCUAGCGGAACUAAAGGGUGAAUAUGAAGAGCUGGUGGAGUCGGAGCAGUUUGGCAUUGUGAUGAGUUCAGUCAAACUCCUACGACCACGUCUCAACGGCAUUCUGUUCAAGCUGACGUUUGAGGAGCAGGUGAAUAACAUCCGGCCGGACAUCAUGAAUGUGACAUUUGCCUGUGAAGAGGUGAAGAAGAGCGAAAGCUUAAGCAGACUGCUGGAGUUGGUGUUGCUGGUUGGCAAUUACAUGAAUGCCGGCUCAAGGAACGCCCAGACGUUUGGAUUCAACGUCAACUUCCUCUGCAAGCUCCGAGACACAAAAUCCAUCAGUCAGAAUACAACACUUCUUCAUUUCCUUGCUGAGAAGUGUGAAGAGAGUCACCAAGAGAUUCUGAGGUUUCCAGAAGAACUGGAGCACGUGGAGGACGCCAGCAGAGUGUCUGCUGAGAUCUUAAAAAGCAGUUUGACCACCAUGGAGAAACACAUCCAGAGGCUCGAGAACGACAUCGAGAACUUCCCCAAGACAGACGACAAGCAAGAUAAGUUUGUGGAAAAGAUGUCGGGCUUCUCCAAGCAUGCACGGGAGCAGUAUGAGAAACUGUCCACGAUGCACAAGAACAUGCAGAAGCUCUACGAGAGCAUAGGCAGCUAUCUGGCCUUCGACCCCCACUCGGUCGGCGUGGAGGAUUUCUUCGGAGAACUGGCCAACUUCCGCGCGCUCUUCAUGGAAGCAGUGAAGGAGAACCACAAGAAGAGGGAGAUGGAGGAGAAGAUCAAGAGAGCCAAGCUGGCGAAGGAGAAAGCAGAGCGGGAGAAGCAGGAGCGCCAGCAGAAGAAGAAGCAGCUGAUUGACAUGAACAAAGAGGGAGAUGAAACCGGUGUGAUGGAUAGCCUAAUGGAAGCUCUACAGUCCGGAGCAGCCUUCCGGGAUCGACGAAAACGCACACCGCGCAACGGUGAUCAAAGCCCUUCCAGCCCAUCCUCUCGGUGGCCGGGUGCUAACUAUGGUAACAGAACCCUAGAUGUUGCCGCUGGGAGAAGCAGACAACCGCCGCGCAGUCCUGGAAAGGUCUCGCUCACGCCACAACGCAAAUCACCAAGCUCGAUGAUCGUCCACGCCUACCACAAGACGCUAGAUAAGUGCCAAAGAGGCCUGCGAGGUGGAGACCUGGAAGACAUCUGAAGGAGGGACAGACCACCACUCACUGUAGCACUCACACACACACACAGCACCAAGUAUGAAACAAAACUUAAAGCAUCAUCUACAGUGCAUCACACACAUGCAUCUAUUUUUCAUGCUGUUCCUCUGCUGCCUUACAUAUUUAUUCACAUCACUCUAAAAGUACAUGUCCUCUCGAGAUGGUUUUGAUUUAUAAAAAAAAAAAAAAAAAACAUUUUUAAGGCUGCUGCUGUUUUUAAAGAAAAGGUUUUCUUUGCUUGGAAAUGCAUUUUGAUUCUUGCAAGACUUCUACUAAUCCUUUUUGAAAUCAAAAUACUAUAGUUCACAUACAGAUUUGACAUGAAACAUGCAGUGUUUUGAAGAUAGACAUUCUACCAAGAAGGACUGCGCCGUAGCGUUCGCUUAUCGUCCUGGAAAACACACCACACACACAGUACAUUCAGCAAAGGGGGCAGCCGUCCUUUAAAGGGAAGACGGGGAUUUGACGCCCGCGUUGGUAAGCCGAAAACCUGCUGACGUGUUUCUUCAACAGGUCUCUGAACUCUUCACAGAAGAGGGAGUGGUUGCUUAAAAUGUUUUUUUCUGUCAAUCCCACCUUCAACUAACAUCGAGGGAAUAUUACUAGUAAAUGUACAAACAGUCCAUAUGAGUGAUUUCAUUUCAUUACGUAUCCGACAAAGCAACAAGAGCUGGCCCCUGUCUGCGCCGAUGUUUCACAGCAUGUGACUCAUGGAUCUCGAAACUGCAAUCUCCAUUUUGACAGGAUGCAUUUUAUUUUUAGCUGUGUAAUAUCUAACCGAUGCCUGCGGGUGCUGAUCUCUGUCCCAAGGUCGCUUUUGCUGUUAACGUGAGAGACUGACACAUUUCUAAAUGCAUAUAACUGCCGAGAGCAGCUAGCGCGACCCUUUGACCUUUCCUGCGGUCGUACAGGUUUUCAGUGGGGGUGGGUUGGUUGUACAAAUGUAUUACAGCGUUUUUAAUAUUAAUCUAUUUCGAUCUGUGUGGGGGGGUUUUUUUAUACGAAGGCUCUAAAAAGAAGUCAAGAAAUUCAAUCUGUCUGGAGAGCGAUGGUGGAAAGUUUGCUUCAGAUUUUCAAAUUCAUCCCGUUUUCAAAAAAUAAAUAGAUAAAUAAAAAAUGAUCUCUGUAGGAAAACCAAGUUAAUUUGUAAUUAAUAUAAACAGGGCUAAGCAGCUGAGAUUUCAAUGGGUAAAAUUUAUAUUGUAGAACAAAUGCAAAAAUGUUUUUAGGCUUAUAAUGAACCACAGGACGUAUUUUAUUCAUACUGAUGAAGCUUUCAGCGUCGAAACAAACACCUGCCGUUGGUGUUCCUGUACAAAAUAGUUGAAACUUAGCUGUAAGCUUUGUUCCUCUGUAAGGACCCGCUGUCACAGUUUCUUCACGUGAACUAUUUAUUCAUAUAUUCAUGCCGAGGGCGGCCGAGUCCCCUCACUGCCCUAAACUGUAAGCAGAUGCUACUAAAAACAACCAUUGAAUCCACAUGGAGAUCGGGCACGACCAGAAUAAUCGACUAAGGGGCACAGAAGACAAGAUGAUGCUUGUCUUGGCGAGUGAGUCUCCAAACGCCCUCCAAUUCCCCAGCUCUAAUAGCAUAAGUGACCCUUUUUACCAUAACACGAGUUACUUUAAUAAUACCAUAACUCGCUUUAGGCUUUGUGUGCAUGUUUGUGUUUGGGCGGGCGAGUGUGUGUGUGUGUGUGUGCAAGCUCAGUAAUCGGACGGGAACCCAGGCAAAAUAGGAUUCAGUGUGUUUGACUCCCGGGCUGAAUAGAUGGAGAUUUCUCAUUUAAACAGUCUGCCUUGUGAUGUGUCUGUUUCACGAUGCCUCCUCUCCCAGCCUGCAUGCUUCUAAAAAUGCAAUUUUACACAUCAUCUCGGCUCAAGGUGCAGCCACAAUGCUCCGAGAAGUCGGCAUAUUUAAGAAGACAAUAAUUCUCCUGCGAAUAUAAGGUUCGAGCAGUCGCACGGAGAGAGCAUAGCGAAUGAGGUUUCCGCAUAAGGGAUUCUGCGUGGAGAGGAGUUUUAAGGGCGUGUUGUAUACAGCGGGGGAUAGAGAUGUGCCAUGAAAGGCAGUGAUUUCCUUUUUUUUCUAAUCGCAUCUCGCCCUCGUGUCGUCGACACCACCACGCCGUGCAGUUCAGUAAAGUAUUGAAUAUCAGUUCUCCAUCAACACCAACGUCUGCUGUGACACUUGGUGUUUUCUCACCUUCUGAUUGGAUACUGUAAAUGCCAAAACAACCAAUGUUUUGUGGUUGACAAAUUCACUUAAAACUUUUUCUUGAUUAUUAAAUCAAAUCAGAUUUUUUUUUUUUUUCCACAUGUGCCAACUUUCUUUUUUUGGGGCGGGAAACACAGUUCUCAACCUACAAUGAUUGAAAAGUGUUUUUAUUAUUUUGUAUAUCAAAGGGAGUACAGGUAUCUUUUUUGUCAAAGUAUGAGAAAGAUUGUACAGACAUAAAAACUAGAUUUUUUUUUAAUUUAAUUUAAUUGUAACCAUUGUUUAAUAAACAUUGAUCCAAUUAAGAACUGUCAUUCGAAGUAGGAGAUUUUGAUGUGAUUACAAAAUGAUAGUCAUGUGGUAUUUCUUAUCUAAAACACUCAAAAAACUUUUUCUAAGAUGUAAUUUAUUUGGAAAACAAAACAUUUUGUCAUGAUGCCAUUGUAGAACGUAAUGAGCUACGGUGUUAGCAAUUGUAGAAGUUUCAUAUCAUCCAUCUAUGAACAAUUGAUGCAACCCAAAACUUAAGGUUUGUUGCCAUUCAAUAGAUCUAAUGGCUGGAAAGCAGUGGCUGAAAACAUGAAAGUUAAAAAUCCUUUUUUUCUUAACUCAUUUGUGCCCACAACUAAAUUUUUAAUUUCCUGGAAGUGGAGUCAAAAUCAGUCAAACAAUUUGGCUUAAAAAUUAGUUUUUCUUAUCAUACAAUAUCUAGUCUUUUGGCUCAUGACUGUUUUUGCAGUAGACUCCAUUAUAUUUUAGGAAAAAACAGUAGUCCAUUGUGCUCAAAUACUAGACUACUACAAGGAGCACAAUCAAGUAUGUGGUAUCUAUGAACUCAUAACACGUUGAAUAUCAAAGAUAUGCACACAUAUGCAGUUUAAAAGAAAUAUUUCAAAUGGAAAACAUUUAAUAAACACAAUGUUCAACAAUCCUGACUUUAACUAUUAAUAAAUGUCAAAGUUGUUCUGUUAGAUACUUGGUUAAAGUAUGUCCGUACCAAAUUACAAGAGUUUUGACCAAUCAGAACAAAUGUGGCAUUUCCCCUUAUCAUAAUAAAUAUAGUCGUUGGGCACUAAUGGGUUAAUAAAAACAGCUGUAGCACAGAUAACUUUACAUUAUAAGAGAAGCUUCUACAAUGACAACAUUCCUCAUCAUCCCUGUAAGUGAUUGUUGUACCCCCCCGAUCCCUCUUCAUUCCAUCUGUUAGGAUAAUAAAGAUGUAUGUGUUUAUAUAGAGAAUAGCAGGAGUGUUUCUGGUCAAAGAACCUGACUUGUUCCAUCAGUUUAGUGUGAAAAACAGGCCUCUAUGUGUUGAGGCCGAUCAUCCCAUUGUCUUUUAGCUUGUGACUAACCGAACCGGUGACUUGUGCUCAUGGUAAAUGUAAGAAUGAGGAGGCAGGGGUAUGAAUUUAUCAAAAAAACUGUAAAAGGUGCCAUUUUUGGUGGUGAUUGUUGGCGAACGCUUUAUUUAAAAGAGAAGUUUGCAAUCUAACUUGCAGUCACUGACUGUGCACUUUACCUCACGAGACAUUCUGCUCAGGCAGAGGAAGAGUUGUUUGAGAUGUUUGAAUACGACAUUGCCACUAACAGAGUGAACUAUUUGCAAAGUAUUUUCUUUUGGUAAAUAGUUGCAGCUGCCACCUAUCCAGUUCUUCCCUACUUUGUGAGUGCUUACUAUUGAUUUGUGGAAGACCAAUCGCGGCUGUACCAACAAACGACGCUCAUAACUGUUGACAAACGCUGUCCGGCCGUAAUGUGUAAGCUGCCAUAUCCCUGCCUGCCCUCCUAGUUGUCAUUGAGUAUGUUUUAUUGUCUUAAGAAACAUUUAUAUUUGUAACAUUUUAAGUUUAUUUGUACCCUUAAGAACAUGAAAAAAAAAAGAAAUGGUUAUGCACACUGUCCUUCCAUAGAAUAUGUAAUGGGAUAUGAUACUAAAUAAUAACCACUUUGUUAUAUAAACUGAUUUCUGAAAGAUA